UAAAAUCGGAGUGUAAUGCUGUAUGGGGGGAAAAUAAAAAGCAGGGUAUAACGCUACAUGGGGAGGGGGAAUAAAAAUCAGAGCGUAACGCUAUAUUACCUUCUACAAAAAUAAUUAUCCUCUAUAAAAUAAAUACUUGCUUCUCCAGAAGUCUGCUUGGGGAGCAAACCGCUGGUAUUUACAUUAAAAGCGUAUGCCCAGAGGCAUCGGCGUCACCCUGUGAAACCCACCGACAGCUUUCGGGGCUUGCGUGGAAAAUAAGACGUUUUACGCGCUUAGGGAGCAGGUACGAGCAGUUUGGUAGGAGGCACCGAAGAGAAGUUGACUUGCAUCGGGGUUUAUGUCGAGCUUGUAAAAUCCUGCUAGCUUUUGGCAGUCCCCCUGAAUAAACUCCAGCAGCUGACAAAGUUGAGCUCAGAGGAUUCGCAGCAGCCCGGGAGAGCCCUGUGAGGGAGGGAGAAAGUUUGGGAGUGCCUAAAUCAUACUGAAAAACAGUGUAUUCUCACAUACUACUGAAAUUAUUGCCCCACUGGCUGUUUUUGGAGCUCCAGAGAAGGAUCUGCUCUAAUCGCAGAGAAAGGCAAGGUCACCUGGUGUCUGCAAGUGAUGGUCAUAGAAGGCGUGCAUGGGGCUGGACCCGAACGAGGGACUUCAGUGACUUUCUUCAGGGAGUAUCCAAAUGCAUGAAACAGCACUGAGAAGGUGGGACUGCCUUGGAUGCUGGAGCAGUUGUGCUGUCCGUUGCUUCUAGGUAUCUUCUGGAAGAGCAGAUCUCUUGUUCCUGGCUGGGAGAAGAGUGAAACUUUGUCAGCUCUUCUCAAGUGAAUAAUGUUUGUUCUUUGGAUGCGGGAACCAUGCUUCUGGUACCUUAUGCAGAGGAUUUGGGUGCAAGAUCAGCCUUUUUUUGGCACAUUAGCAGCUUGCUAAUUCUGGUCAUCUCUUAAAAGUGUGGGUGAAGGCUUUGAUCCUGCUGUGAAGUGCCUCUCUCUUCCCAGGCGCAAUGUCCCCAUCGUGGGUUUCUGUGUGCCAGAGCUUCAGGACCAGGUUGCUGCAAGCUCAGAGCUGCAGCGGGGGAUCUGUGGACACUGCUGGGUGCUGGAUGUGACCUCAGGAUUGAAGUGGAUCUAGGGACGAACGGAUGACUGAAUAUUCAUAUGAAGAGGAAAGCCAUAAAAGACAUCAGCGCCUUUGAGAACAGAAUGUUAAUGCUUGAUGGGAUGCCGGCAGUCAGAGUCAAAACAGAGCUGCUGGAAUCCGAGCAAGGGUCUCCAAACGUCCACAACUACCCAGAUAUGGAGGCUGUACCCUUGUUACUAAACAACAUGAAGGCAGACCCCGUGGAGGAUUCAUUAUCUACAGACCAUUUCCAAACACAGACUGAACCAGUGGACUUGUCAAUAAACAAAGCCAGGUCAUCCCCUACAGCAGCUUCAUCUUCACCAGUUUCCAUGACAGCAUCAGCCUCCUCCCCUUCUUCUACUUCUACUUCUUCUUCUUCUAGUCGACCAGCUUCAUCACCCACAGUAAUAACAUCAGUAUCCUCAGCAGCGUCUGUACCGUCAGUAUUAACUCCAGGUCCUCUUGUGGCCUCUGCGUCUGGUGUUGGAGGCCAGCAGUUUUUGCACAUUAUCCAUCCAGUACCACCUUCAAGCCCCAUGAACUUGCAGUCCAACAAAAUGAGUCACGUGCACCGUAUCCCUGUGGUGGUACAGUCGGUACCUGUUGUCUAUACAGCGGUGAGAUCACCUGGGAAUAUGAACAACACUAUAGUAGUACCACUGUUGGAGGAUGGGAGAAGCCACGUCAAAGCACAAAUGGACCCCCGAGGCCUAUCUCCCAGACAAAUUAAAAGUGACAGUGAUGAUGACGACCUGCCAAAUGUGACCUUAGAUAGCGUUAAUGAAACUGGAUCUACAGCGCUCUCCAUAGCCAGAGCAGUACAAGAAGAGAGCAUGUGGGGCUGUGCCAGGUCAGCUGUUAACCCUUUUCGUUUUUUCAACUCCAGUUCAAUUUCACCGUUCAGUAUUGAGAGCACAAGGCGUCAGAGAAGGUCUGAGUCUCCAGACUCCAGGAAGCGGCGCAUCCAUCGGUGUGACUUUGAGGGAUGCAACAAAGUGUACACAAAAAGUUCCCACCUGAAGGCUCACCGGAGGACACACACAGGAGAAAAACCCUACAAAUGUACCUGGGAAGGCUGCACCUGGAAGUUUGCUCGCUCCGACGAACUGACGAGGCAUUACCGCAAGCACACGGGAGUGAAGCCAUUCAAGUGUGCAGACUGUGACCGCAGCUUUUCCCGCUCAGAUCACUUGGCGCUCCACCGCCGCAGGCACAUGCUGGUUUGAGAAACGCUACCCGUUCCAGCCGAGUUUAAGAGCUGGGUCUCUUAACUACCGUGAGUGAAUUCAGCAGGGCUGAAUCCCCUUCUACAGUGUUAACAGACAGGGCUUUCCCUGAUGUCCGUAACAAAAAAAUAAUAACAGAAAUUAAAAAAAAAAAAAAAAAAGCAGGAAAAGAAGUGCCACUCUUCUCCUCGCCAUCUGAAGUUAACCCUGUCUGCCCCUCAGCAUGGCUACCCCCUGAAAGUGUCAUCACAAUCACCUGGAAAAUAGCAGCUGAAAUGCUACAGGAAUGGGCAUUAUUUUACAUGCUGCGUCCUUUGACAACAAAUGUUUAUAGCUUGUAUGUUUUCUCAGCUGUCGGACAUUUUGUUCCUGAAAAAUCACUGCUGAUUGGAGGAUUAGAUACCACGAACCGAUGAUGAUGAUGAUGAGAGCAAGACCGCUUUAUUAUCCCAUCUUUUCCCCAUGUUUUGAAUACCAACUGGCCGGUGUCAGCAUUACGCCCGAGCUGUGCUACAGACGAGCUGCGUGUGAGUAAGAAAAGAAGAUUCUGCUGGAGAGGUCCUGCUGUCGGAGCUGAAGGGUCGCUUGAGCAGACUUUUGCAAUAACGAUGGUGGCAUUUUAAUAUUGUACCACAAUUUGUCAUUAUGCCCUAGAGGACACCAGCCAUUUAACCUUUUUCUUUUAUCUUUUUUUUUUCCUUUAUUUUCUUUUGUUGUUGUUGUUGUUGAAGUCUGUAAAAUAAACAAGGGGCAGCGGCAUUUCUGCUGAAAGUACAAUAUUAAGUAUCUGUAUUUCACCAUGGACUUAUUUAGAACCGUUUUGGGAUUUGUAUAGAAAGAGCCCAUCUAAAAACUACUACCCCAUUCUCAAAGUGCAGUUUUCUUUCAUGCACGCAUCCUCUUCCCCACAACCAGUAUUUGAACACAAGGAAAUAGUCAGACCUUAUACUCACUGGUACCAAGGUUAGUGCUGUAGCGAUUCAUGAAAUGGAACUGAAUGUACCAACAAAACAAAACAGAGAAGAAACGGCUGCAUCUCUUGCAGAGAAAAAGCAAUAAUGAGUAAAAUGGCUCUUGAGACAAUAAUUUACUCCACACCAACAGAAGGGGGGGAUAUGCAGAAAUUCUGAUGUACCCGCUAGGUGCCACAAUUCAGUACUUUCAUUUCCGUCAACGUAACACUUGGGUCUGGAAGGCAAGAAAGAUAAAGGAAAGAGCUGAUUGUUGAGGAGUCAGGGGAUGAACCGUACGUAGGAAGGAGAAAUGGUUCUGCAGUGGUGCUCUGCAAGACAUUAGGUUUCUCCCCGGGAGUUAGGGAAUAACAAGAUUUUGCCAGCUGUCUAGUAUGAUAUAAAUGGCCCUUUAUAUGGGUACCAGUGGCUGCUCUGCUGGGAUUUUCAAUCCAAGCCUUUUCAGAUUAAAUAAAAGGAAAUUCCUGAUCAUUCCCAUACAGCCCUAUAAUUGUGAACCAAUUUGUAUUAAUUGAAUCAUGAAGGAAAGAGAGAAACUCUUAGUCAUCAGUUGUUCAUGCAAAGGGAGUAGUGUUUUUCUGUUUUCUUUCCUCACAAGGAUCUGCCUAUUCAGCUAAAUUUGACAAAGAGCAGGCUUGGCAAGAUUUUGUAACUGUUGAGAUUUUUAUGGCUUAGAGAUGAAAGAUGUAUACAUAAAGGUCUUCUGCAAUGCAUUUAAUUAUGAAUAUUUGGUUCCAGGAAUUGCACAGAUUAAACUUGUGGUGCCACUUGUUCAUUUUUAAAUGUUUGACCAGUCUGAAUUAAUUUCUGAUUCCUGAAGUGACAGUAGUAACGUUAGGGGGAUUCUGAAAUCGAGGUAAUCUUCAAGAAAAGAACACCACAGGGUACCCGUACAAAUACUGGAAGCAAUUGCAGUUAACUGAGGAUUAAUAUGACUGGGAUAAUACUGUAUAACAGCACUCACAGGCCCCAGAAUUUGAUUGUCUUUAAAUAAAUUCUUAAUAUUCCAUGGUACUGGAUAGUUUAUCAGCUGUCUGAAAGAAGAACUUCAAUAUUGUUGAAGCUCAGGCUCCCCUCUGCCGAGUGGUCAGCAGAGAAACCCCUGACAAGUUAUUGGCAGCCAUUGUGGGAAAAAACGCCUCUGUCAAUUCCCAUUGACUGUGCUGGUAAUCAACUUGCGCAAAAUUAGUCAACAUUUUAGUAUCUGUCUCCAAAUCAGGAAUGAAGCAGAGGCACUAAGUGUCCGUGCAAAGCGUGUGAAAAGGCUGCGAUGGAUCAGGGCUCCUGGAUAGGCCACGAGGCAUUGUGGGGCAGCAGAACUGGCUCUUUACCAGCAGUAACACUGCUGUUGGUUUAAAAAAGCUGGUUGUCAGUGUUGUACGUGAGAUGGUUCAUGGAUUACGUCUGAGGUCUGUCUUUUAUAUACUUCAAUAUUGUCCCCUUAAAUGGAUCUGUCAUUCUCAGCAUUUAGGGAAAGAGUCAGGUCAGGUAGAAGUCAAUUGAUAAAAUUGUUUUCCUGCCCAAGCACAUUUUAAUGACUAAUUUCUUGAAUAGCAGUAAUUCAGUUGAAGAACUGAUGGCAUACAGAAUUCCUUUCAUAAUCUGUGAUUUUUUUCUCCCAUAGGAAAUUAAGUUUAUUUGACCAGAAACUCUUACGGCCGUUCUGUUAGCGUACAAGAGGAGCAGUGAGAGAGAUUGUUGCUGAUGUUAUUCACAAAGGCAGGGUGUAACUGGGAGAGACCAGUGUCCUCUUUAGGCUUCCCCUGUAGCCAAUGAAGAGAGAAAAAUUCCUCUGGGAGAAAACUGAGAGGCCUUAAAUUUCGAUAUUCAGCUCUGAGCUGCCUCAAGGAGGAGCGUAUGUAUCACAGACCCUGGGAGGCUCAUCUCCUGAGGCCGAGGUUGAUCUGUGUAAAUCCCUUGUCUUUCAGCUGGUUGGCCGCUACUUUAUGCAUAGGAAACACUGCAACAGAAAGAGGGUCUGGUUUUAUCCAAGAAACCCCGAAAUCAUACAGGGUUAAAGCAGCACUUGCACCAAGGGACACAGGCACAGAGCGUGUAAAUGGUAACAGAAUGAAGCCAAAAGGUAAAGGAGUGUACGCUAAAUUUUCUUAUUUCACAGGCAGGAAGUAUAUCAUCAGCUUUUCCAGCACAUGUAUAGAGGCUUUUUGUGCUCCUGUUACCUCUAGACAACUUACACAACCAGCAGUAGUCCACCACUAGGUUUUAAGUAUCCAGUCUGGUUUUUGGCAAGUUUCUUAUUUGUACCAGCACCCUCAGGCUUUGACCCCAAAUACUCUGUAGUGAGGUUGUUGUCUGGUUGGUUUUUCCCCUUCAGAAGUAUUUUAAGGGAAAUAACUCUGUGGGAGGAGGAUGUUCGCAUGAGGAGCUGAUGUCCUCAUUCUCAGGGUAUCCUUCCAUCAGUGGCUGCGGUUCAGACCCACCAAACUUCUGUGCUUGUGCAAAGACCAAGGGUGAUUGCUCCAGGGUAGUUUCCUCAAAAAUCCUGGUGCUCCAGGGUAUUUCCUCAAAAAUCCUGGUAUCCCACCACAGGUCCGUGACAUUUCAUAACCAUGGUGAAAGCCUACAUCAUAUGUAGCGUGCAGAAAUACCAGAUCUUGUCUUGACACAACACAGUAGGACCAUCUUAAUUGAGCAAUUGGUGAAGACAAAUAUAGAGUGUCCCUUUCUUUCGGAAAGACAGAGAUUUAUGCUUUUAAGUGUGAGUAAAAGAUGGGUAAUAUCCAUCGUGCCCAUUACAGCUUACAAGGGAAACUAUGCCACAAAGUGUCAGAUUUCAGUUGUUUCCAGAAGGAUCCAAUGGAUUUGUCAGGAAAUCUCAGCAGCCAGCAUUACAGGAAAAUGUAACGAGCAAGCAGCUUUGAUACAAAACUUUUUAAAUUUUAAAUUGUCGUUAUUUUUUGAGCCCCUCUUUUAUUCAGCACUGUAAAAUUGGCUCAUUGCAACAGCAGUUUAUACUUGGGGAUGAAGAUGCAGUAUUCCUUAUUCUCUAUCAUGCUUACACAAUUAAUUAAAUAGAUUUAGACUGACUUGUAUAUAUGAUUAUUCGCUGGAGUAAUGUAUAACAAAAUUAACAGUGUUAAAAAUGACAUCAGUGAUGUUGAUGUUUGGGGUAAACUCACAGUGCAGAGCAUGGACAAAUAGCUGGACAACCUUUCUCCCCUUUAAUAAUGGGAAUAACAGUGAUGAUAGGUCGUUUUCCAUUAGCCACAUUGAAAAUGUAUUCUAGUCGCCAUUUAUAAAUUUAUCUUCUGAUAAUAAAUGCUGUUUAAUGGAAAAAAUCUCUUUCUUCUUUAUUGAAGGUGGGUACCUCAAAAUCGGAGUAAGUUUCACCAGUAAUAUCCUGCUUAUUUUUGCUUUCAACUUCGAUUUGGAAAAGGUCAGUGUGUGAAACUGCAUCUUCCACAGCAGAUGAGGCUAAAGAUCGUUCAGUAAAUCUGCCCUAUUCCCGCACGCUCAUCCAUAUGCCCGUGCAUAUAAACCCCAACACUUCCUCCACCCAUGUGCGGGUAAUAAACAAGUUUAUCUAAAAAAAAAAAAAAAUCACAAAAGGAAGACCUGGAAAUAAACACUGUAAAAGAAAAUACUACCUUCUUAAGAAGCCAGCUCGUAUUAUUGUACUGUGCCUUUGCCUGUGAUUUGUAACUGGAGAAGCGCACAAAGAAAUUUAAAGAUUGUUAUAUUUUCACGGUUCCGUUCUAGAGUAACAGUUGCUGAGUAAUGUAUGCUUAUGAAGACAAGCCCCUUGGUACCUUAAAAAUGCUGAAAUUCUGAUCAAUUUCCACAGUAAAUCAGGUUUUAGUACACAAACGUAGCUAUAAGGAUACUGCAUCUUUAGAAAUCAAAAUACCUUGAAAGUAUUUUGCUAUAGUUGUAACAGUUUGAAUAUUCUGUAAUAUAUGUGAUAGUGAAAAGUAUUUUCAAACUCACAAUUUCACGUGGGGUGUAAAUAGGUUAAAUGAAGAACAUUUUUAAAAAUCCUUUAGUUUUCAUCAGGAGAAAUGGUAAGAUAAUGCCUUGCAAAGCUUAAACACAAAACGUAAGAAGUAAAUUAUUCUGUUUUGUCAGAGCAUGUUUUCUCUGCAAAAUGGAGUGGCCACUUCUUCGCUGUUUCACAGAUGGUGUGCAAUAUAGAGAAGUCAUACUGAGUCCUUCAAUGUCGAGUAAGUCAACACUCAGAAUGUCUUUGACUGAAUAAAGGAAAAAAACACUUAAUCAAAAUGAGAACCAUAUGAAAGGUUUUGGGGGUUUUGUGUUGUUGGUUGUUUUUUUUUUUUUCCCUUCUGGCAUUUUACAGUGAACUGCAGAUACAGUAACAGCAAACUCAUUUGAUUCUUUUGAAAUGGAUUCUUCUCCUUUGAUUUGAUUCUUUCUUCUUGUAUUUCCCUGACUACAGUGCAUCUUGAAUAAAGGUGGCAGAGCUGAAAUAGGCAGCUGAUUCCAGGUGAGUUUAGUCUUCGAGGUGGAGUAGCAUGUCAACGAAAUCAAUUGUAGCAGGACAGUUGUGACAUUGAAAAUGCACAUACACUUCAGCAAGAUAGCCUAAAAUCUAUUUUAAAAGUUGAAACAGAAACUGAAAGUGCCUGUUAUUAGAACUGAUGGGAUGUUCCUAUACUUUUACACAGCAAUAACUUACGGGAUUCUGUUAACGAUAAGGUGAAAAUGAAAUUUUACUCGGAGAACAAUAAUGCAGCACAGAAACAAACACAAAGUGCCAUUUGUAUUUUCACACGUUGAGAUAUUGUGUUGGAGAUUUUAGUUGUUUUCUCAGAUAACAUCUGUCAUGUACUUGUAAGAAGAAAAUGAAUCUUAGUUUACAAAUGCCUCGUAUCCAUAUCGAUUCUCAGUAGGUGUGAAUGGAGGUCAUUGUCAAGCAGUGUUUUAGGGGGUUUCUUCCUGAUUUAUGUCUGAUGUGCCCAUCUAUCCAGGGUAUUCUCUAGUGAAAUAAUCCAAAAACCAGCAAUAAGCCCAACAGAGCUUUUUUAGCUUAUAUGGUAGAACAGGGAUUCUCUCGAAAAAUCCUCUGCAUCGAACUCUGGAAACACAGGAGUUCACCUUCUGUCUCCUUUCUAUUUGUCAUCGAAUGCUCGUAAUAUUUAAUAAUCAUCUUAGAACGGGUUGACUUCAGGAGUGGACAAAAUAUAUCACUUUUCUUUCUUUUGGGGACAAAUGAGUGAAAAAUUGGGGACUGUCAGUCUAGAGACUAUUUGAAUAGCAAACAAGAAGUCGAUAUUCCUAAAAUGGAGUGAGGAGAUUUUUAUAUUGAAUGGCCUAAACAUUUGCAUCAAAAGACUAAUUGAUCUUAAAAGAAAAAGGCCAGCUGUGAUUCUUCCACUCUUUUUUUUUUUUUUUGUCUUUUUUUUUUUUUUUUAAUCCGGUAGGUUUCUGUAAAAAAAUAAAAAAAUUAACUGCUGCUAAUGGAUUCUUAAAAUAGCAGUGUAAUGCCGUCCCUCAUGCUUUUUCUGUUUCUAAAAAUGAAUUUAUUGGAGAUGAAAAUGUAACUGGUUGUCCUAAUACCUUUGCCAAGGAAGAUGGCUUUCCAUCCUCUAAAUUUCUACCUGUCGUUUAUCCAGGCAGUAUUUUGUAGUUGAAAAAUUCCAGAUUUCGCCUAGACUUUUGCUGACACCGGUGGGUUGCUGCUGGAGUGGGAGGAUGGGUGUUCGUUUCUUAUUCCCUGAGGCAGGGUGGGGUGUGCACGAAGAUGCUCAUAUACAGAAGAAAGUGCAGGUGCGGAAAAAAAAAAAAAGCACAUGGACUCGCAUGUAAAAACUAGACGUUUAUGACGCGCAUGCACGUUGGUUAAUCGUGUGACUGGACCACUAGUUUAGUAACAACUUAUUUUUAAAUGUUAGCCCAUCAGAACAUGCGUGUACUUAUUCUGUCAUCCUGAGCUUAAUCUCUGGGUAUUAAGCGCAUAAAAGAAGACAAUUCAUGCUGGGGAUUUUAGGAGGGCACCAGGGGAUGUAUCAUCAGAAGGACAAAGGAAAUGCGAGUUUCUCACCUCGUACCUGAGCUGUGGUUGUAGGGGAAGGUUUGGUUCUUUGUUCCGAAGCAGCAACAAGGAGGAACCCUGAGAGACUUGCAGUGGUGGGAGGUUUGGCUGACGCCAGCCCUGCGUGUGUCAGUUCUGGCGUAGGAAAGGUCACCUUGUCUUCACCAUCCCAAAAUGAGCCAUUUUCAAUCUAAAAAGCAAAUACAGAAUUGGGUUUUUCCUCAAUUUUAUUGAUUUGCCAGCAUACCUCUAUAGCAGCUUGUGCUUACUGACUUUAAAUUAUGAAAUAAUCUGAGUUGCCCUGCAGUAAUUUUUAAAUUAUUCAGUACACAGUUGUUCAGUCCUCCAGACAAGCAAAACGGGGCAUGUGAAUUUUAGCUAUUAUGAAAAUAAGAACAGAAAAGAACUUGUGAGGUCCUGUUGUCCGUAUGUGUGACCAGCAACGUCUUCCCCAGUUCAGUCUCAAAAGUUUCAGUGAGCAAAGAUGCUGCCAGUUAUGAAAGAGGAAGUAAAUGGUGGUUCACACAUUGACUCGCUAAACCUUGCUCCAUGCUGGGACCUCCACACUUAAUAGUUCAGUGUUUGGUAGGGGACCACAGGUGAUGGCUUUGAUGCAUCGUCAUAAGCAUGAACCAUGAAAUACAGAAAUAGGUUCAGAUACUGCUUUUCGCCCCGUCCUUGCCUUUCUAGGUGUAAAAGAGCUUCUUUGGAAAGACAGUUUGGUCCGUAAUAUUCACAGC
This is a messenger RNA of Chroicocephalus ridibundus (black-headed gull), 10066 nucleotides long. RefSeq names its product KLF transcription factor 12 (gene KLF12). The record is from RefSeq and is a predicted model, not a curated record. Gene Ontology annotation, biological process: regulation of transcription by RNA polymerase II. The transcript is spliced from 11 exons. NCBI's taxonomy places the organism in Eukaryota, Metazoa, Chordata, Aves, Charadriiformes, Laridae. Gene Ontology annotation, molecular function: DNA-binding transcription factor activity, RNA polymerase II-specific; RNA polymerase II cis-regulatory region sequence-specific DNA binding. The coding region runs from base 1155 to 2345 and encodes 396 amino acids.